UCACGUGGGCGGUGGGCGCGGCUCCGGGGGAAGAUGUCGGCGCCGCGGGAGCCGGGCCGGGACUCGGAGGCCGCGUUCGCGAAACGGAUUGAGCCGGCGCGGGAGCCGGAGCUGAGCGCCGAGCAGCGGCGCGUCAUGCAGCGCGCGGAGGAGGCGCUGCGCCAGCGGGGCCUGCAGGGGCGGCUCCGGGGCCGCAACCUGCUGACGGGGCUCGGCAUCGGCGCGGUGGCGUUGGGCAUCUAUGGUUUCACCUUCUACAAGAUCUCCCAGGAGCGGUUCCUGGACGAGCUGGAGCAGGAGGUUGAAGCUGCCCGGGCCCAGGCUGCCAAGACCCCAGUGAACUGAGACCCUGAGCAGGCUGGAUCCGGCUGGAACUGACGCAUGUGCCAGAGACCCUCCGCAGCCCGACUCCUCUUGGGUUGCAUCUGCCUUUGACAUGCCAGGCACUCCCUGUGGUGAGCCGAGUCCCCCUCGGUGGGGGGGGGCUCCUCUCCCCUGUGCGGACCAGGCUUCUGCCACCUCCAGUUAAACCUUCUCGCUGCAGUUGCAGACUGUGGUGCAACAGCAUCAGCUUUGUUUCCUGGUGGGCUCUUCUGCUAUUCACCCCCUGCAGCAGGUGGGCCAGGGCCUCAAUAAACCUGUCUAAAUGAUUCACCAGAGUGGGUGUGUGAAAUGCCAGCCCUGGGCCACCCCAGGUGGGGCCUGCUGGGGGGCACCUGAGACAGGGGUUGGAAGGAUAAGUUUGGGUAAGUGCAACAUCCCUGUAAUAUCUUCUUGUUGGUGGAAAUACACAUGCGGGAGCUUAAACGUUGUCUUCCUGGUCUGUCCCAGCAGCCCCUGGGUGGUUUGUAGCUAUUUAAGAGUAAAUGAGGAAGUGUCUUGGACCAAGCUUAUUGGUUGCAUGGGCUGAACAUGGCUGCCUUGGAGCUACAUCAUGAAGUCCUUGUGUUCUGAUGCUGCGAGGAAGCUAUGGGUGGUACCUGGCUUGGGGGUGCCACCCAACGUGUUUACCACCUGCAGGAAGAGGAGGAUGCAGCAUGGAGUGAUUCUGCCCCAUGCCACGAAGAGCCUAAUUAUCCACUGACCUCAGCACAAACCCUGUUCUAUGGGAAAGAGUAGAGCCCUGGGAGAGGCUGACACAUGGAAAUGUGCCUCUUUGAGCUUACUCAGCCUUUCUAAGCUAGAACAUGGCUGCAGAGCUCCCUGGAGUGAGUUGUGCUGCACUUCUGGCUGAGCAAUAAUCUCCAUUCCACUUGCAGCCUGGAAUAGCCAAUCUGCAUUGCACCACUGUAGCCAAGACCCAGCCCUGUAGGGGAAGCAUGGGAUUGCCCAAGCCAUGGUCCCUGGGCUGCUGUCAUUUCCCCAGGUCAGGGUGUUUGAGGCACUGGGCUGCUGGGGGGUGGCCACUAGACCUGGAAGUCAGUGACUCAUUCCUUAAAAAAGUGAUGCAACUUUUGCAGAUGUGAAUAAAACCAACUGUGGUGAGCUACUUGCAUGGCCUCUGGCUAAUGAUGCCUGUAGGCCUGCUCAGAUACUCUAGGGAGAGGGAAAACCCUGUAAGUGAUGUGGGGAAGGUGCCGAUAUGCAGUUUCCAGGACCCACUGAAUUAGAUACAAAGGUGACAUGCUGCCCUCUGGGGUAAGAAGGCACAAAUCACCACCCUCACUGCCAGGAAAAGGUGGCUCUUAAUGCCCCUGGCCCAGCCUGCAGUGGAAACACUCCUUCCUUUGCCCCUGUGAAGGGCAGAGCUCCAGCACCUGCAGUUGUUAUGUUCCAAUAAAUGCCUCUGGAAA
Molecule: messenger RNA, 1793 nt
Organism: Chelonoidis abingdonii (Abingdon island giant tortoise)
Lineage: Eukaryota; Metazoa; Chordata; Testudines; Testudinidae
Gene: COA3
Product: cytochrome c oxidase assembly factor 3
Biological process (GO): mitochondrial respiratory chain complex IV assembly
Cellular component (GO): mitochondrial inner membrane
Source: RefSeq, a predicted model, not a curated record